This is a messenger RNA of Sitophilus oryzae (rice weevil), 2351 nucleotides long. RefSeq names its product rabphilin-3A. Gene Ontology annotation, biological process: intracellular protein transport. Gene Ontology annotation, cellular component: membrane. The record is from RefSeq and is a predicted model, not a curated record. The coding region runs from base 167 to 2050 and encodes 627 amino acids. Gene Ontology annotation, molecular function: small GTPase binding. The transcript has 13 exons. NCBI's taxonomy places the organism in Eukaryota, Metazoa, Arthropoda, Insecta, Coleoptera, Curculionidae.
ACGCUGGAUCGCUCGUCGUGUCCGUGGUUUUCCAGCCAACAUCUGGAAAGCACGCGUGUUAAUCGUUCUUUUUCUCGCCGAAAGCGCCAAAACAGCAACAUAUUGACCACAGCUUUUUUUAUAAUUUUGCUGCCCUUUUUUGAAAUUGGAUAAGAAUAGACUGAAAAUGGUUGAUUUGGGUUCAUCCAGCUCAUCGUCAGGCUCACCGAACAGAUUCGUUUGCCCUAACGACCGCCAGUUAGCUCUAAGGGCCAAGUUGAGAACUGGAUGGAGCGUCAAAACCGACAGUUUGAGUGGUUUCAGCUCCGCACCUACCGUCAACGAACCGCUCGCAGAACAGGAACAGAGAGCUAUAGUUCAAGUUAUCCAGAGGGCAGAGAAAAUAGACGUGACAGAACAGGAACGGGUGGGAAAAUUAGUGGAUAGGCUGGAACAUAUGCGAAGAAACGCUUUGGGAAGAGGGCCUAACCAAUGCUUGUUAUGUGGUGAAAAUUUUAGACUUUUGGGACCCCAAAGAAUCAGAUGCAUAGACUGCUUACGAUGGGCUUGCCAAAAAUGUGCCAUAGAUACGAAUAAUGCUAAAAAUAUAAGUACUGCGUCCAGAGAACACUACUUGUGCAUGAUUUGUGCCGAAACAAGGGAGAUCUGGAAGAAAUCAGGAGCGUGGUUCUUCAAAAGCAUGCCCAAGUAUAUCUUACCGGGCGAUUCCAAGUUCAAAAGGAACAAGAGCAUGCGAAUGUCCAGGAAGUACCGGGACGAGGACAGCAGUUCCGAUGAAGAUCGGAAAUGGAACAGGCAGCGGAGGAAUUCUGGAACAGAGAGCACAUUCGAUAUCACAGAUCAGGAAUCAUGCAACAAUUCCAUGACAUAUAAUUUCAGUCGUCAACAGAGUUGUAGCGAUUCUCAGCUCUCCAAAGAACUAGAGCCUCUCCGAAAUUAUAUGGGAUCGAUGAAUCUAACGAGCGAAUCGAAAAAUUGGGAAGAAUCAUCUUCUGGAGAUAACAAAGCUGAUAUAGAUAGUCUAGAAGCUUCUAGAAGAGAGUCGAUGGCUUCUAAAUCUGUCACAGAUUGGACUUGGAGCGAUUCUAGGAGUCUGGACGAGAAGCUUUCGCCUAGUACUUGUAGCGUCAAGAGCUCUGGAGGCACGAGUGAUUCUAAACAAAUGGUUGAUACCUCAAUGGGAAUCAUCGAGUUAUCAUUGAAUUAUGACCAACUCUCAAGUAUUCUCCAUUGUACGGUGUAUAGGGCAAAGAACCUUAUACCCAUGGAUAUAGGAGGCUUGUCAGACCCUUUUUGUAAACUGAAUAUCUUACCCAACGCCAAAGUAUCAACGAGACUGAGAACCAAAACUGUCCAUAAAACACGUAAUCCAGAAUUCAACGAAAAUCUCACGUUCUAUGACAUAACGGAGGACGACCUAGCGAAAAAAUCGUUACAUGUUCUGGUGGUUGAUGAUGACAAAUACGGACACGAUUACAUGGGAGAAGUCAGAAUAAAGUUGGCCAAGUUACGUGUCCAGAACACAAUAUACCUGACAGUUCCAUUAGAAAACCUGCGUCCAGAACAGAAAGGGCCACUGCCAGCUCCCGAGCUUAACCAGUGGUUCGACUUCGAUCUGUGGUCCAGAGGUCAAAUCUUGCUUUCGUUGUGUUAUUCUACUAAAAAGAGAGCUUUGUUAGUAACGGUCGUUAGAUGCGCUAAUCUCCUGCCAAUGGAUAACAACGGAUUUUCAGAUCCGUUUGUUAAACUUCAGCUGAAACCAGAUCCAUGUCAUAGAAAACACAAGACUUCAGUAAAAUGGAAGAAUCUCAAUCCAGUGUUCAACGAGGAAUUUGCUUUCGAAACUAGACCUACCGAGUUGUAUAUGCAGAGCCUCUAUAUCACAGUUUUUGAUAAAGAUUAUGGGAAGAGCAACGAUUACUUGGGAGGCUUAAUACUGGGAGGAUCUGGAUCAAAAGGUCAGAGGCUGAAACAUUGGCUGGAUAUGAUCAGAUAUCCUGAUCAUCGACACGAACAGUGGCAUAAUUUAACAGAAGAUCUGUUGGAGUAAAAGUGAAAUCGGUGACGUCUUAUAGGAAUAGUUAAUAUUACACAUUCUAAAGUUAAAAUAAAUGUAUGGCUUUUUAUAUAAGAGAUCAUAGUCUAAGAGCUAGCAACGUUUUCGAGAAAGUAUUUUAAGACGUCUGGCUCUUUGAUAUAUCUUUUACUAUGCUCUCUGGAACAGCAUGCGGCCCGUCUGCGUUUACUACUGCGCAUCGGAAGAAGAUCCUAUAUUUUUUAUUAAUUUAGUCGUAUAAAUUCUAGUAUUGAAUAUAAAUCCAACAUGUCUCCAUGGUGCAGUGCCUAGAGUU